GGAAUAACUGCUUUUGAAUUAUAUAAAGUCGCAACGAGUGAUGUUGCACGCACUUCCGAUAUUUGGAAUAAAGCUAUGGGUGGAGGAAAUUCAAUUAGAGAAAAAGCUCUUGAAAGAAAUAGAAGCAAUUAAACCAAAAGCAAAUGUUCGCCCAAACCUACUAACUUCAGGGCCAGUUGGGUCCGGAAAAUCAUCAUUUAUCAGUGCCGUUUAUAGUAUUGGUGAAGGAUCAAAAGUACAACCGGCCCUACCAGGAAGUUCUGCAUCAAGUUUUACUGUUGAGUACAAGGGCUACACUCAAAACACACUACUUAAACAUUUCAUACUUCGAGAUACGAUGGGAUUGGAGGCAAGGGAUCAGGAUGGAUUUCACAUUGACGAUUUCGUGUAUUUAGUCAGGGGAAACAUAAAGAAUUCGUACACGUUUAACCCUGCCGCAUCAAUAACACCUGGCAACGCCGACUUCGUGGACUCCCCAAAACCAGACGCUGUUAUUCAUUGUGUCAUCUUUGUUAUCAGCGCAGUUGAUGUCUACAACAAUAUACCAGAGGGUUACAUCAGAAAAAUAGGCCAACUACAAGAAAAACUCCGAUUGGAGGGGGUUCCGAGGAUACUUAUUCUUACAAAGGCCGACUUGUUGUGCGAAAAAGUGAGAGAGGACACAAAAUUAUUGUUUUGGAGCGUUAAAGUGCAAAAGGCCGUCAAAAGGGCAAGCGAGAUAUUUCAAAUCGACCAAGCGUCUAUUCACCCUGUUGUUAAUUAUGAAGUCGAUUACACAUUGACUCCAGACAGGAACAUCCCACUGCUUCUUGCACUUAAACAGAGCAUGAAAUAUGCAGAAUGCCACAUGAGACAGGUUGAAGAUGAUGACGACAUACCCUAAUAAAAACAUGCCUUACCGACAAAAAAGUUACUGAAUCCAUUCGUUUACCCUAUGUUGUUUUAAUAUAAAAGUUGUUUGUAUAAAACAAAAGAAUGGAAACUUUAUGAUUUUUAUGUUUUGCAUAUCUCAUUCCAGAAUAUAAUGUGAACUAUCGUUCUGAUUCUUGAAUUACAAUAAUACCACAGUAACACAGUACUUUGGAGAGUGCGUGACACAGGUACAUAUGCGAUUUUUCAAGUUCCGCUUCCGCAUAUGGCAGUGUUGAUAAUUUUGUAAACAAAAAGUUAAAAUAUGGUACUACUAGUGCUUGAAUGCUUAAAUAUUGUAUUUUUAUACUUUUAAAAUGAGUGAAUAAUUGUUGAAAAUAU
This is a messenger RNA of Ruditapes philippinarum (Manila clam), 1251 nucleotides long. Its product is annotated as interferon-induced protein 44-like. The coding region runs from base 41 to 883 and encodes 280 amino acids. The transcript is spliced from 5 exons. NCBI's taxonomy places the organism in Eukaryota, Metazoa, Mollusca, Bivalvia, Venerida, Veneridae. The record is from RefSeq and is a predicted model, not a curated record.